Molecule: messenger RNA, 1232 nt
Organism: Branchiostoma floridae (Florida lancelet)
Lineage: Eukaryota; Metazoa; Chordata; Leptocardii; Amphioxiformes; Branchiostomatidae
Product: ankyrin repeat domain-containing protein 16-like
Exons: 4
Coding region: 45-1139 (364 amino acids)
Molecular function (GO): protein binding
Source: RefSeq, a predicted model, not a curated record
CCCCUUCCUAGUGAGUGUACUGUCCCACGGUGUUCAGCAACACCAUGGCCAUGGCCAUGCCUGAGCUGUGUCAGCUGGCCCAGCAGGGAGAUCUCCCGAAGAUCCGGGCUCUCCUCGCCUCCUCACCGUGCCCGGACAGGCUGCUGGACACCCGCCACAGGAAGUCCGGCGACUCGGUGUUGCACUACGCGGCGCGACACGGCCACCUGUCCGUACUGCGGUACCUGUGUGAGGAGUGCGGGCUGAGUCCGGAGACUGGGAAUGUGGAUGGGAAGAGACCUCUGCACGAGGCGGCACAGGCGGGACAGACUGAGUGUGUCAGGUAUCUGAUCAGCAGAAGCAUUCAAAUCAAUGUACUGAAGAGAGCUGACUGGACUCCCAUCAUGCUUGCCUGCACAAAAACCAACCUGACUGUUGUACAGUUACUGAGGGAUGCUGGGGCUGACUUGACCAUACGGAACAAAGACGGCUGGAACUGCUUCCAUGUCGCCUGUAGGGAGGGUGAUGUGGACAUCCUGAGUUACCUGCUGGACUGUGACGGUACCCUGUGGGAGUCAGUCAGCACCAAUGGUAGAACUCCGCUGCACACAGCUUCUCUACAUGGAUGUGUGGGGGCCACACAGGUUUUGCUGCAGAGAUGUAACUAUGCACCUGACACACCUGACAGCUGUGGAAGUACACCUCUCAUGGAUGCUGUUCGAGCCGACAACAUUGACCUGGCACAGCUGCUGGUCAAACAACACGGAGCUGAUGUCCAGAAACUGGACACUAUGGGUCGGCAACCUCUGCACCUGGCUGCCCAGGCUGGCUGCAUACAAGCUGUCAGGUACCUAUUGACUGAACAUGGCAUCCCUGUGGACACCCCUGCCCCAGGGAGUGGGUUGACCGCGCUGCAUUUUGCAGCCAAAGAAGGACAAACAGAUGCAGUAAAGCUUCUAGUGAGAUUUGGGUCAAAUGUCAACAUAAAGGACGACAAAGGUCGGACGGCCCUGCACAUGGCGUCUGGCGGUCAGCACGCCGAGUGUGUCAGGGUGCUGCUGACCAGUGGGGCGGUGGAUGGCACGGACCGGUCAGGGAACACAGCAGAACAACUUGCAAGAAAGAAAACUGUUAAAGACAUCUUCAGGCAAAUAAAUUAGAUGUUGAUGUCUGUGCAAUGUUUUGUGUUAGGCUACAGCAAGUAAAUUUUAUGGAUGACAUCAGCGCUUGCAUUAAUUUUCGCCUGAUUUGAG